AUGCCUGUCCCGACCCAACUGCACUCGCUCCGCAUCACGCCGCUCGUCCACGACCCCAAGGAGACCAAGGUCGACUUUGGAGCGACCGUCGAGGGUGUCGACCUGAACGACGUCGACCCCGAGACGUUUGCCGUCCUGCGCGACGCCGUCCUCAAAUACCGCCUCCUCGUCUUCAAGGGCCAGGCGAAGCUCCACCCGGCCAACCAGCUCGCCUUCGUGCAACGAUUCUCGCCUGGGUCGACUAACUUUAGCCACGGUCUUGACCCGGACUACCUCAAGCGCCGAGGGAACAGCGGCGCGACGAUCCCGGGCGUGCCGCAGUGCCAGAUCCUCGGCUUUGGCCAGGUGCCGCCCGGCCACCACGGCCUGAAGGAGGACGUGUUCAUCGCUCGCCAGGACCACCGCAAGAUGCACAAGACGCCGCUCAGUGACGAGGAGCUCGAGCAAGGGUACACCCGGAUGAUGCAGCUCCACUUUGACGGCGCGCUGUACGGCAUUCCGCCGCCUUUCGUCGGCUCGCUGCUUGCGGUGCACACGCCCAAGGGCAACGACCUCACGCUCACGUUCGACAACGAGAACGGCCGCGGCGAGAAGCGGAUCGCUCCCGGCUCGACUGCGUACUUCAACGCGGCGCAAGCUUGGCGGCUUCUGACGGACGAGCAGCGCGAGACGGCUCGGCACUCGACCGUGACCUAUGCGCCUCACGCCUUCUCCUGGAUCGCCUCGACCAAGUUCACGAGCGACGGCUCGUCGAUCGUCACCGAGGGCAAAGAGGUCCCGCUCGACGAGCUGCCGCCUUGGGAGGCGAGCAAGCUCAAGACGAUGCCGAUGGUGUGGUACUCGCCGCUCGACGGCACGCCGUCGCUCAUGAUCCACGGCCAGUGCGCCAUGCGCGUCCACGUCAAGCGCUCGGCCGACGACGAGGUCAAGGUCCUGGACGACCUCGGCGAGGUUCGCGCGUUCCUGCAGGCGUACCAGCUCCCGAUCCUCCGACCCGAGUACGUCUACGCGCACAACCACCAGGAGGGCGACCUCGCCGUGUGGUACAACCAAGGGAUGUGGCACUCGAUCACCGAGUUCCCCGAGCGGUGCGGCAGGAGGAUCAUGCACCAGGUCAACCUUGGGCACAACGUCGACCCGGACCUGGUCCCGCUCGAUGCGGGCGUCGUGCGGCAGCUGUGACGAGCGAGGUGUGCAACUCGAGCGACCGGUGUUGGCAGCG
This is a messenger RNA of Rhodotorula graminis WP1, 1222 nucleotides long. RefSeq lists its product as uncharacterized. The transcript is spliced from 6 exons. The coding region runs from base 1 to 1182 and encodes 393 amino acids. The record is from RefSeq and is a predicted model, not a curated record. Gene Ontology annotation, molecular function: oxidoreductase activity. Lineage: Eukaryota; Fungi; Basidiomycota; Microbotryomycetes; Sporidiobolales; Sporidiobolaceae.